CCUUUGUCUCUCUCACAUCUCACAUCCCAAAAAUCCCACGUUUUUUGCUAUGCUCUAGCAGAUGGUGAAAAUUUAAAGGCAUCUUCAUCUGUUUGGUCAUCUCCAAUGUAGAGUUCUGGAAAACAUUACUUGAAUGGGCAUAUUCAGAUUAGUCAAUUCUACAUUGGUGAUGCCGAACAGAUCAAGAUCCCUUCCAAGCUGGUUUUCCGUGAAGGAGAGCAAGGAUUUGGAAUCCAAAGGAAACAAUUGCCUCUUAUUCUCCACAAGAGCCAGUUAUGGAUUUUUUGUGGCUUUUGGUGGAGUGGAAACGGUAGUUCAACCCGACGAUGGGUCGAUUAACUAAGAAUGGUAAUGUCCUCCUUGAUAGGUUAUGACAUGAAAAAGAAGCCUCGAAGAAAAGAAGAGUACAUAGAGGCGAGAAUUCUAUUUUACAAUUUAAAUUGUAAAAUAAAAAUUAUUAAGUAAA
Messenger RNA from Rubroshorea leprosula, 466 nucleotides. Lineage: Eukaryota; Viridiplantae; Streptophyta; Magnoliopsida; Malvales; Dipterocarpaceae. The record is from the annotation of a GenBank genome assembly.